Molecule: messenger RNA, 3396 nt
Organism: Aplysia californica (California sea hare)
Lineage: Eukaryota; Metazoa; Mollusca; Gastropoda; Aplysiida; Aplysiidae
Product: metalloendopeptidase OMA1, mitochondrial
Exons: 9
Coding region: 151-1641 (496 amino acids)
Biological process (GO): protein quality control for misfolded or incompletely synthesized proteins; mitochondrial protein processing
Cellular component (GO): mitochondrial inner membrane
Molecular function (GO): metalloendopeptidase activity
Source: RefSeq, a predicted model, not a curated record
GAUCUACCUUCAUGUUCCGAAGAUUUCUUGUUCUUCUGAGGUUGAAACAAAACAAAGUACAAAGUUUAGCGAAAGGUGAUGUGAGAACUCCAUGUGUUUGUAAUUUUUUUUAAAUACUUACUUUUGAGAAAAAGCAACCACUGCUGUACAAUGCCUGUGGGCUCCAUGGCAGGGGUGAAGAUCUUGACAGCUCCUACUAGAAAUGCCAUUUUCACGUCAUCCAGAGGAGCAUGUCAACACACCAGAGGCAAAGUUUCCGAAUUUUGGAACAAGAGAUCUGUGAUCCCAAAGUCAAGUGACUCUGUGCAGUGUUUGCUCAACAGGCUAACUUCCAACAGUGUGGGGCCUCCUCUAUUUCUCAGGGACUUUCUUUGCCAAUGUAAACUAUCCCAGUUCUCCCGGAACAAAAGUUUUAGGCCACAGACAAAAAGUAGAAAUAGAGUUGGAGAACUUUUGUGUGGCAGCAGCACAAAUGUCGUGAACAGCUUGCCAAAAAGCAAGCCAGUAGGCUGGCAACAUGCUCGUCCAUUUCACACAAGUCCUCGUCGGCCCAUCUCACCUAUCCUGUUGAUGCUUGUAAAACCCUUUGCCAAGCUUGCUGCAGCCUUGACUGGGAGAUCUGUGCGCAAGUGGUUCAGGGGUUUGGGUCCUGAAGAGCGUGAGAAAGUUUGGGCAGCCAUCCGCAGGCGAUGGUACAUUCCAGCUGGUGGGUCGGUGAUGCUGACUGGUUCUGGCGUAGUCUACUACUACACUCACAUAGAAGAGACGCCUAUCACUGGGAGAAAGCGCUUUAUCGCCUUCACACACGAGCAGAUCCUAAAAAUUUCUGAUGAAGAAAAAAUCACACUUCAAGCAGCAUACGGUAGCCGCCUGUUCACUGAAAAUGAUAUUGAAACAUUACGGGUAAUUGAUGUGAUGGGAAGAUUGUUGGAGGCCAAUCCUGAGAUGAGGUCUGGUGUCCCCUUUGACAAGUGGGAGAUUUAUGUUGUCAACGAUCCUGUCUGCAAUGCUUGUGUUCUGCCAAAUGGUUGUGUGUUUGUCUUCAACGGCAUGCUGAAGAUUGCAUCCUCGCAGGACGAGCUGGCCAUUGUGCUGGGCCACGAGGUGGCCCAUGCUGUACUGUCGCACGGGGUUGAAGAGCUCAGUCUCGGGGCUUUUGUGGACUACUUUGUCAUCUUGUGUCUGGCUGCCAUCUGGUGCAUUCUGCCUUCAGACGGCAUCGCUCUGGUCACUCACUGGUUCUACAAUAAAGUCAUUCAGCUUCUCACGCAUAUGCCCCACAGUCGGAAGAUUGAAAAGGAGGCAGACAAGGUUGGCCUCAUGUUUGCUGCUAAGGCCUGCUACGACGUCCGAGCUGGGAGUGUACUCUGGCAGAAAAUGGCACUAAACGAAAAGCUCACUACAGAGGCGACAGAGCAGUUGCCAGAGUGGAUGUCCACCCACCCAGACAGCAGUAAGCGAGCAGAACACCUGGACUUUCUUCUGCCCCUGGCUGAGACGUGGAGGGACUCGAUGAAGUGUCCUCGCCUGCCCAAACACGAUCCCCGACAGACUGUUAUUGCUGUCUCUCAAGAAGUUGAUAACAUUCUUGCUGCAAAAAAGGCAGGACAGAAUUUGAAGCAAGUUGAGAAGGCUUCAUGAAAACAUAUAGUUCUUUUGCUGUCACUUGAGAAAUUCAGUUACUAACUGCAAACUCACUCAAGAAAGCAGGUUCAAACAGUGUUAGCGUUACUUAUGUUUUGCUGUUACUGCAAAGAAUUGUUGGUUGUUACCAUGUUUGUUUUGUUACUAAAGUCCUUAUUGGUCAUGAUACUAUUUAUAGAGAAAUGAUAAUCUGCUGACUAAUCCAUUGAUGUUUUGUUGUUGAUCGUCAAAAUGAAGUUGUAGCCUGGUGAUGUACAUCGUCAAAAUGAAGUUGUAGCCUGGUGAUGUAGAUCGUCAAAAUGAAGUUGUAGCCUGGUGAUGUACAUCGUCAAAAUGAAGUUGUAGCCUGGUGAUGUAGAUAGUCAAAAUGAAGUUGUAGCCUGGUGAUGUAGAUCGUCAAAAUGAAGUUGUAGCCUGGUGAUGUACAUCGAUGAUUUGGUGUGCAGGUAAUUUUUCCAUUUGCCACUGCAAUUAUUGUGAGUAAGAGAUCUCUCUCACUGUCUUGGCAGCUUGAAGUCGUGAAAGUAAAUCACAUCUUUAUAGUCGAUACAGUGAGGAAUGAGUGGAUUUUUUAGAACAUUUUGAAACUUACCAAUGGCUUGAUGAAAUUUGAGUCUGCUUUUAUUGCGAUACUUGUGAAGUUAUUGUUUUUGUAAAUUGACAAGUACAAGCAAUGAAUACAGCAGAGUCUUGUUUGAUUUGAGACUGGAUCAUGUUGAUCUUUGAAGAAAGAUAGGAUAUGUAGGAGUAGGAGAACCAGAGAUUCUAGAGAUCAGAGACAACUUGUGUUAGGAUAUGUAGGAGUAGGAGAACCAGAGAUUCUAGAGAUCAGAGACAACUUGUGUUAGGAUAUGUAGGAGUAGGAGAACCAUAGAUUCUAGAGAUCAGAGACAACUUGUGUUAGGAUAUGUAGGAGUAGGAGAACCAGAGAUUCUAGAGAUCAGAGACAACUUGUGUUAGGAUAUGUAGGAGUAGGAGAACCAGAGAUUCUAGAGAUCAGAGACAACUUGUGUUAGGAUAUGUAGGAGUAGGAGAACCAAAGACAUCUGAUUCUAGAGAUCAGAGACAACUUGUGUUGAUGAAACCUUUUAGUCUCUUACAUUCAUGAAGUCUUUCCUGAUGUGACUGUCAUAUCAUCCUCCUACACCUAAAGAUGGCCUUCUUGUAUCGUGAGUUUGGAACAUUCUUUUUCCCUUGGAAUCUGUGUGCAGUGAGUUCUUGAUGCAUUCUAUUUCCUAAGGUAACCUGUGCCAAAACAAUCUCUCCUACACAUUUCAUAUGCUUUUGUUACGAAGUAGAAAGUGGAUAUUCUGGAGCUUUCAGUUUGUCCACUUAUUUUAUUAUCCAAAUUUUUUUAAUGUUAAAAUGUUCGUGAUCAGUCAUGACUCGAAAUUUGCAAAAUUUGACGCUACCGUAUUUAACGCCCGAUUUCUAAGUUAAAUUUCAUGUAUAUUUUUGGUAUGCAUGUGUGUUUCUCCUAUCAGCCCAUACUAGGCGAGGCCUAGAUCUAGAUUUACAUCUUGUCUUUUACCGCUUUUACUUAUAUGUGUCUCGAUUGCCACCGAUACAACCGUCCCCCGCCAUUUGGGGAAAAGGAAAUGAGAACACUUGGAAGCAGAAGGAAAUGAUUGGUGAGGUGUUGCAUGCACAAAGCAAAAUGUUUUCCUGGUUCCCCCUAGACUGGGUGUCUCCGUGGACACAAUGUAGGUUAUUAUUACAAGUAAAAGCACUUGAUUCUCCAUCAAGACAUCC